UCGAGGCGAGAGCACGCGCCCCACAAAGCGCGCGCAUGUGAAGCGAGUUGUGUUCGGUUUUCGAUUCGAGCCACAUGGCGUAUACGCGAUACGGCCAGUCCUACUGCCUGCAUUGACUGAAUAAUGGUCAGUGGUCCCUGUUGCGGCUUUCGUGCGUGAGCUGACAAUCAGAUAAUGUGUCAAUAAUUAAACUGGGCAAUCGACGUUGCUCGAUCACUAUGUGAAAAGCCAUAAUCACACUGGGAAGGAACUUCAAUAUGGUCAGGCAUCCAGGUGAUGUGAUUGGAAAUAAGCGAAGCUAAGUGCAUCCAUCUGCAUUUGCUGUCUAAAUGGCUCGCCGCGAGUCCGAGGACGAAUAGAAUACACCCAGUGACCCGUGAGCCAUGUUCGAUUGAAUGCGGCAGCAACAGCAACAGCAACGACAGCCGGCACCGCAGCAACAACAGCAAGAGCAACACCAACGGCAGCAACCGCCACGCGAGCAACAUGUUGACAACUCACCAUCUGCACCAUCUGCACCACCAUCGCGGCAGUACGGCCGUGGAGCUGGACAAGAUCACCAACCUGAAUACGCUCAUCAUGGAGAUCAACAGCCAUGUGGCGCUAUUCCGGGACAUGCUGAUACACGUGGGCCAGGCCAAGGAUUGCCCCGAGCUCCGCGAGAAGAUCCGCAAGCUGCGACGCACCUGUGUGGAGGCACUCAAGCACACCGCCCAGAUCCUGAUGCCCCAGGUCAAGAGCGCCAUGGCCGAUGGCAUCCUCACCGACAACCCGCACUUGGUGCUCCUGUUCUACAUGGCCCAGUUGUUCCUACGUGAACUUGUGAAAAGUUAUCGUCUCAUACAAGUCGUGCCAAUGGAUAUGUCCGGCUAUUAUGAGAACCGAGCCGGGCCCUCGAACCUGGGCAAUGUCAUCAGCCAGAUAUUAUUGUGCAAACAGUUUACGCCCGACUUCAACGAGGAGGAAUUAUGCAGCAUCACCAAAGACUCCCAGGACAUCGCCGUGCUCCUCUCCGAGAUGCAGGAGUACAUGCCGCAGCACGAGGCGUACUUGGAACGCAACGCGGCCCUGGACACAACCGGACCCUGGCAGGCCAAGAGGCGCCAGAACUACAUCUGCAAGAACAUGAGCCUGCUCUGCUGCGUCUCCAGGCCCAACUAUCUCUGAGAGCAGGCGGACAGUGUGUAGUCUAAGUUGGACUAAGCCCAAAUGCCCAAUGGAAUGGCCAAUGGCCAGUCAUCGCACGCACCCACUACUUAUAUCAAUUACUAGCGCCUAAGCUGAGCCUGCUGCAUACCCGUAGUGGAAAUUCUAGAUCUUAAGUCGAGGAGCGGAACACUCAAUUAGCAUUGUAACAUAAUCAAAAGUCAAUGGCGGUGCCGGGGAGGCGAUGUUCGAUGUUCCAUGGUCGAUGGUCGAUGGUCGAUGUUCUUCUCCUGCCAUGACAUGUGUAUAAUCAAAGUUAAUUAUGCUGCAUAUACAAUAUUACCAAUUACACACACUACGGAUAUGGAUAUAUACUAUAUAUAGAGACGUUUAAAUAGGGGAAUGGAGCCAGUUGGGACUUUUUAGGCCAGUGAACUGUAUCAAUGUAUAGGCCCAAGCAAAAACCACACACACACACACACAUGAUCCGGAAAUGGUAUAACCCUUGAGUUAACAUUAAGAUUAGACAGAGGCUGGGCCGAGGGAUCGACGGGUGCUGGGAGCAAAUGGCAGUUUAGUGGUAGUUCAAAACGAUGUAGCCUUCGUAAUUAAGUUAAAAGCCUGGCCAGGCAAGUGCUAAACAGAAGCAAUAACAAACAUGUUACUCAAACAGAAGUGUAUGUAUCUAACCAAAUAGAUGUGUAAAUGAAAUGUCUCUAGGUUUCCGUUUGUUCAUUUCACGGUUUUCAAAGUGAACUCUGCACAGUACCUAAACAAAAACCAAUAACCAAUAAUCGAACAACAAAAGAGCAACGUGUGACCAAUAAAUAAAUCUGUUUAAAAAACAAGGUUUAACAACAAAUUAAUAUCCCAUUCUUAAAUGAUAAUAAUAAAUUUUGUGAGUGUAGGAGCGAACAAAGAAUUUCAAUCAGCCAACCUUGUUAAUAUUUAAGCAACCAAUAAAUAUUUAUUUCAGCAUAAAGGACUGUUUUGUAACAUUUGUUAGAUUUAAACACAAACAUAUAUUAUCCAAACAAUUAAAGCGUAAAAGGUAUUUUUAUUUAAAAUAAAAUAGAUGAGACCAAAAAUGUAACAAUGAAAUUAAGGACAGCAUUUUUACCCUUUCCCAUUUACAAACCUUUUGUUUGCCGAUAAUGCCGAAAAUGGAAUGUAAAAGCAAAUAAAAUUAUUGCACGGCCAAAAUGAAUAAUUAUGAGGUUUUGUGUUUCGGUCCCAUUUAAAUCGCAUUAAAACUGCACAAUUAUGUUUUUACUAAUUAAAAUAUGCUUUUACACAGCCGCAGUUCCACAAAUGGAGAGUUCAUAAGUUGUUUUUAUUAAAAUCAAAAACAAAUUUCCAUUUAAAUGCAUUUUUCAUUUGGAGUGCACAUACUUUUGGCCAUGCGCCGCAUAUUUAAUGGCAAAUAAUUGGAGAAUAUUUUUUGUGUACCAAUUUAAAUGGCAGGAAGUGAGCUGAAAUUGUUUUACAUUGUAAAUCAAUUUGCUGUGUAAACAAGAAAGAGCUGAUCAACUAUGCAUGGGCUCUCAACAAUUGUUGGAUCGCUGAAAUGACAAUGAAAAUGUAAAAACUCUGUUAGAACGCCCCAAACACAAUGGGUCAAGUAGCUGGCAAAUAUUUGUAAAUACUUGCAGCCCAAAAGCACACAUAUAUAUAUAAAGCAGAAUAAAGUUCAGAUGAUUAUCUCAUUAUUAUCGAAACGUAGUACAGAUUAUUUAAUAAUUUUUAUUUACUUUUUCGAUUUUAGGCAUAAAUCAAACACCAAACAAAUUUACACGUCUUUAGAGAAGAUAGUUCUAAAAUAGUAUGUUUACUAUAUAAUAUUGAUAAUUAUUUACCUGUAUAUGAAUGUAUAUUGCUUAGAUCGUUUAAAUAGGUAUUCCAUCAACAAGCCGUGAUUGUUAUAUGAUAUUCAUAUAAGAAUUAUCUAAAUGUAUUUAUUAAAUGUUUGUUCAUGUUGUUUGAAACUAAAUGCCACUGAGAAGUAACUCAAAAACUCACACACUAGCAACAAGAAACUAAAAACCGAAACUAAUUACCAAACUGGGUACCAAUCAAAUAUGAAUAAAGCUAUUUUUAGAGAAACUAAA
Drosophila gunungcola (fruit fly) is the source of this 3254-nucleotide messenger RNA. RefSeq lists its product as uncharacterized. The record is from RefSeq and is a predicted model, not a curated record. Bases 487 to 1167 code for a protein of 226 amino acids. Gene Ontology annotation, cellular component: neuron projection. NCBI's taxonomy places the organism in Eukaryota, Metazoa, Arthropoda, Insecta, Diptera, Drosophilidae. Gene Ontology annotation, biological process: G protein-coupled receptor signaling pathway. The transcript is spliced from 6 exons.